This is a messenger RNA of Anthonomus grandis grandis, 7119 nucleotides long. RefSeq names its product HEAT repeat-containing protein 5B. Gene Ontology annotation, biological process: endocytosis; retrograde transport, endosome to Golgi; intracellular protein localization. The transcript has 18 exons. The record is from RefSeq and is a predicted model, not a curated record. Gene Ontology annotation, cellular component: endocytic vesicle; membrane; Golgi apparatus. Bases 176 to 6067 code for a protein of 1963 amino acids. Lineage: Eukaryota; Metazoa; Arthropoda; Insecta; Coleoptera; Curculionidae.
GUCAUACUGACAAUCGUUAUGUCACAAUAAAUGAAAGAAACCCAGAAAAUAAACAAAAUUACAAAUAUUUAGCCCAAUUCGUCAUGAUUUAAUGUUUAUUUUAAAUUUACUUUCACAAAUUCAGAUCUAGCACUUAAAGGCCUAUUUACCCCAGAUAUUUUGCAACACCCCAAAAAUGGAGCUUUCCCAUAGCUUAACAUUAAAUGAAGAAGCAUUAGCCCAAAUCUCUGAGGCUAACAAGCCAGUGUUCAUAUUUGAGUGGCUUCGGUAUUUGGAUAAAGUCCUUGUUGCAGCACAGAAGAAUGAUAUUAAAGGGUGCCAAAAGCAAUUAGUGCAGCAGUUAAUGAACCACAUUAAUAACUCUCCUGGGCCAUCCACUCGUCAAUUAAUAGCCAGAUGCCUUGCCACCUUGUUUUCAGUUGGGGAUGCUUUUUUACUUUUUGACACAGUAAAUCAGUGCAAUGAUAUCCUUAAAAAUAAGGAUGAUAGCCCCAGUUUUCUACCUACAAGACUGGCUGCCAUAUGUUGUGUAGGAACAAUGUAUGAAAAACUAGGAAGAAUGAUGGGAAGGUCCUAUGAAGAAACAGUACAAAUUUUAGUAAGAUCCUUAAGAAGUGCAGAGUCUCAGACAAGAAUUGAAAUAAUGCUCACAUUAGAAAAAGUUUGCGCUGGUAUGGGGAGUGCAGCGAUAAAUAUCCACAAAGACAUCUACAAAGCAGCAAGACCAUGUUUGGUGGACCGCAAUAUGGCAGUGAGAUGUGCAGCCUCAAAAUGUCUCCUGGAACUUUUAAAACAUGCUACAUUUCUCCAUACAACUGAGCUUGAAAGCUUAGCAACUUUAUGCUUCAGAGCUUUCGAUGGUUCCAACUAUGAAGUGAGGUGUGCUGUUGCAAGGUUGCUGGGUACUUUGGUGGCAACUACUCAGCAAAACCAGAAAGAAGGCAGCAGCAAGAAUGCUCUCGUUAACAAGAAUGUGAAAGUGUUUUCUCUGGAUGAAGCAAUGGGAAUAUUGAUGUCAGGAUUUCUUCGUGGUGGAGUUGGAUUUUUGAAAGGCACCGGAGAAAUUAUUAAAGGGAGUUCUGGGGUGAAUAGGGAAGUCAGAGUUGGAGUUACUCAUGCAUAUGUAACGUUUGUACAAAUACUGGGAAGUUCCUGGUUAGAAAAAAACAUGAAAACAUUUUUGUCGCAUGUCUUGUAUUUAGUUGCCAAUCCAAAAGCGGCCUCCUCCCAUGUAGACGCUGUGUAUUCUAGGAAAUGUAUAAAUUUCAUUCUGAGAUGUAUUUUUGGCAGAAUGUUUGGCGAAAAAGCACAAAUAACAGCUUGCAAGCAAAUAGCACAGAUAAUUGUCAAAGAAAUGAACAGCAUUGAUUUUAACCCAGAAAAUGCUAAGGAAUUUAAUCAGGAAACUUUAUUUAGCCAACACCUUUUAGUGUGUGCUUUGCAAGAAAUUGGAAGUUUAAUACUGAGCUUGGGAACUACAGCACAUGUCCUAAUUACUGAUCAAUCACUGAAUGUUAUCGACGUUACUAUGGGAGUGCUUGUCCACCCGUGCCAAGCUGCUAGGUUGGCUGCUGCCUGGUGCCUUAGGUGCAUCUGUGUUGCUGUGCCUAGUCAAAUAUCUCCCCUUAUAGAUCGUUGUGUGUCUGGUUUAGAGCAAUACCGCACAUCCCCAGAGGCAAUAUCAGGCUAUAGCUCAGCCCUAGUAGCAGUUUUAGGAGGUGUAAAACUAUCCCCUCUAGGAGUUCCUCACACAAAAGGCAAAAUUAUUUUCAACACAGCAGAAGAGCUGCUACGCAGCGCGAGUCAAAACAGCCGUUUAUCAAUUGCACGUACCAACGCCGGUUGGCUACUAGUUGGUGCAGUUGCUGCUCUUGGACCUGCAGCUGCACGACCGCUACUUCCUAGAAUGUUGCUAUUGUGGCGCAAUGCAUUUCCUAGAUCAGCAAAGGAAUUAGAAUCGGAAAAAGCUCGUGGAGAUGUUUUUACUUGGCAGGUAGCGUUAGAGGGAAGGGCAGGCGCUUUGGCUGCUAUGCACAGUUUGCUGUUGCAUUGUCCAGCGUUGGCUACUGGGGAAGAUGCUGGAAAACGAUUGUUGCAACCCGUCGAGGCAGCGCUUGCCAUGCUUACUAGCCUCUCAGGUGUUUUAAAGACUUACGGUCAACAAUUAAAAGCCCCGGCCGCAAUGGUACGAUUGAGGCUUUGUGAAACUCUGCUUCUGUUGCCUCCUCACUCCUUUGAGAGUUCGUACACCCAUUUGUUAAGAAUGCUGGUGGCUGAGUUUACUUUAGCUGAAAAUCCGGCCAAUACAACGACUUCUCAAUUAAAAACGGUGUGCCAUGCUGAUGAUGCCAUUCUUUUGGGCACUUGGCUACAAGAGACUGAUCAUGGAACUAUUGAAGAUCAGAUGGAACCGAAUAGGAAAAGUGAUAGUGAUCAUCUUCAGACUCACAGUGCAGCAGGUUCCGGUGCCCUGGAACAUGACCCAAGUUGCCUCUUCAGAGCUGGAGGCUUAGAAGACCCUCCCGGUCCCCUCCCUUUAGGAGUAGCUGUCAUUGACGCAGCUGUGUUGCUUUUCGGUCAGCUAUUCCCUAGGGUGAGCCAUAAACAUCGAAUGCAGACUCUGGAUCAUUUUGCCGAAUGUGUUCGGGCAUCCCGUAGCUCUCGACAAGAAGCUGUGCAGUUAAACGCGUUUGCUGCCCUCCUAUGCGGAUUGCGCAGCCUAUCUGCGGCAAAAGCAUCAUUGAGUGCAGAGGAAGCCAAACGGGCAGGGGCUCUAGCUACAGGCGCUCUAGCCGCCCCUGGUGCUCCUGCUGUUCUCCGUGCAGCAGCAGCCGAAACUUUAGGCAGACUUGCUCGAGCUUUAGCAGAUCCUCGAUUCACUGCCGAACUGAUCCAAGCUAGCAUUGAACGUCUUAAAACAGCAAGAGAUGCAGCCUCUCGUACUGGACAUUCUUUAGCAUUGGGAGCAUUGCAUCGCCACGUUGGAGGCCUUGGAGCAGCAAGACUAAUGCAAACCAGCGUUUCCAUACUGCUUGCUUUAGCACAGGAUAGAGCUUCUGCGGCUGUGCAGGCUUGGGCUUUGCACGCCCUUCGUCUUUGCGCAGAUGCCGGAGGUCCUAUGUUUAGAGGUUUUGUUGAACCUGCGUUGGCGGCAGCCAUUAGACUACUUUUGGAGACUCCACCGGCUUCUGUAGAUGUUUAUAGGUGUGUAGGCAAGUUGUUGUCAUCACUUAUUACUACUAUUGGACCAGAACUUCAGGGAAAUACAUCAACAAUAUGUAUGGCUCGUUCAUCAUUCUUAUGUGCCUGUGCUGCACUUCAAGGACAUCCAGAGCCUGUAGUUCAAGCCGAAGCUACUGCUUGCCUGCAACAAUUACAUCUGUUUGCGCCCAAACAUGUUAAUCUUUCAUCGCUAGUUCCAACUCUCUGUAGGGCUCUAUCAAGUGAUCAUCUACUGCUACGAAAAGCAGCGAUUUCAUGCUUAAGACAACUUGCCCAAAGAGAAGCCAAAGAAGUAUGUGAGUUGGCGGCAGCUUUAGCAAGUGAAGGCACAAACGUAGAGGGUCUAAUUAUAACAGAAACUGGACUCCCUGGAGUUUUCUUUGGUUUACUGGAUACUGAGACUGAUUCUAGUUUAAUCAAGGAUAUUCAUGACACUAUUAUUAGCAUGUUGCAAGUUUUAGCAACUGGCCAGUUAACGGAGUGGCUGGGAUUAUGCAAAGAUGUCCUUACAGUAGCUUCAGAACCUGGGGAAGAUCAAAGAAAUGGUCUUGAUGUACCAGAAGAUGACGAUCAAGAACAGUUUCAUGCUGAAGAAGAAAAUCAGCGCUCAGUGCAACCCAGGUGGCCUACAAGAGUUUUUGCUGCUGAGUGUGCAAGGCGAGUACUUUCAGCAUGUACCGCUAAACGACUGGGAUCUCAGCUACCAGAUUUAAUCCGUAUGGCAUUUGUUGCUGCCACAAGUGACUCUGAUCCAUUAAGGCUCGAAGGAUUAAAAAUGCUUAGAGAGAUUAUCGAAAAAUUUGCUACUGAACCAGAACCAGAGUUCCCGGAACAUUUAUUACUUGAACAGUUCCAAGCUCAAGUAAGCGCUGCCUUGAGACCAGCUUUUGCUGGUGACACGGCUCCCCACGUUACAGCUGCGGCAUGUGAAGUUUGCUCUGCUUGGAUUGGUGCUAGAGUAGCAAGAGAUGCUGCUGAUCUACGCAGAGUGCAUCAACUAAUCGUCUCGUCACUGGGCAAGUUAGGAAAACCGUCAGCAGCUGGCACUUUGUUGUAUAAUGAAGCUAUGUUAACCUUGGAACGGUUAGCAAUAUUAAAAGCUUGGGCUGAGGUGUAUGCCGUUGCAGCUGGAGCCAGAGGACCACCAGAUUCUGGCUUAUUAGAACUAGUAAAGCCGCAGUUGGCCACACUAGCACGCCAUUGGUUAAAUGCCUUGAGGGAUCGCGCAUUACUCGCUUUGCCACCAGAGUUUUCGGGUCAGCUGCCACAUGACGGUGGAGCAUUUUACACAGCAGAAACAGCUGAAGCUGCUAGACAACAUUAUACAGCUUCUUGGCCUCCAAUUUUGCUUGCUGCAGCAUUAUGGCUCUCUCAACCAUCAAAUACUACAAUUUCUCCGGAUGAUGAACCAAAUAACAACCCGGCACCUGAUGAUCAUUUUAGACUGCUUUUUGGUACUUGCAUUGAGGCAUUAUGUGGACCUAGAGGCACUGAGUCUCCUGAGAUUGUUGAUACUUGUUUAAGAGCUCUGAGAGGUAUUUUGGAAGUUUCCAAAGCAAGAGAGCUUUUGCUUGAAGACCCAGCUCUUAUUGUUGAGCUUUGCAAUGUGUUGCAUCGCUUGGUGCUUACUUUGGACUCGGCCGAUUGUUCACUGCUUUGUAUGGAGGUUUUGCAACAAGUUUUGAGAGCUGCAACAAAUAAAUUGGACGACGAUCGAAAUAGACAACCGGAUAAUGUUGAAACUCGUACAAGAGAUGAUCGUGAUGCAAUGGGCGAAGGAGGAAAAGAUGGGGACUUGGAUCCAGAUAAGUCAUUGGUGUUUGCUGCUUUAGAAAUUUGUUUAUGUUUGAUUGUACGGCAAAUUCCCGCAUUAAGUCCGACUCCUCAUCCAGCAAUGACAGGAGCACCAAGAGUAGCUGACCCAAAAUUACUCGGGGCAGCAUUUAACGCCUUGAGUGCUUUACCAGGACUCUGUUCCUUGCAAGGAACUUUAUCAGUGCUGCCGACUCUCUUGUACCUUGGUACUGGAGUACUAAAAGAAGCUCCAUCAGCUGCACCGGGCGCACUUCAACUUUUACGAGUUUUAGCUUCAGAUGAGAGGGCAAAUGAUGAAGAAUGGAGGCACCUAUUGCAAAGUGCCCUGGCUAAAGUUAUUGAUUUGGCGAAAACUCCUGGCCCAGACGAGGCUGCUCCGUUAUUGGCUAUUGCGGUGUUUGUGCUGCAUGCACCUUCUGAAGUAGCUGCUGCUCCCAAUUUACAAUAUCCGUGUAUUAAUCAUUUUAGGCAGUGUUUGCAGAGUAAUGAUAAUCCGACCAAACUAAAAUGUAUCAAAACCCUAAAAUCACUUUUCUCCCAUACGGAAAAAGCAGUGGCGACACCCUACAUACACUCCUUAGCCCCACAACUGGUGGAAUUUCUAUAUUCUGAUAAUGCUAAAAGAAUAACCUCGAAUGAAGAAUUCUGCAUAACAGUCGAAACAAUUAACGCUGUUGAAAGCCUGAUAGCGUUAGCUGAACCACAUAACAGAAUUCAGAUGCUUUCUCUUCUUGUGCCAACUCUAGUUAACUAUUUACUCCAAAACCCUUAUGAUAAGUCUUUGAAUAAGUAUUCUGUUUCAUUGCAUGAAGUGAGCUUGGAGAAAUUGAUGAAGAUCGGACCUACAUAUCCUCAAGAAUUCAAAAAACUGAUGAGUACCUCUACACAACUCAGGACAAAAUUGGAAAGUGCCAUAAGGUCAAGCCAGCAAAACAGCAUAAAAGUAAAGAAUGAAAACAACAUUAAUCAGCCAAUGUCAAUUCAUAUGCCAACAAUAAAACUAAAAACCGAUUUUAGUAAUUUUUCGUAAAUACUAGUAUAUUAAAACGGUUAUAAAGGUGGUUUCCGAAACAAUUCUAGUACAUUUCUUGGAUUAAAAUAACCAGAUUCAGAAUAAAAUUUAACAGUAAGCGCCUGAAGUAAUUUUUGUUUUUACAAAUUACUUUAGGCCUUCUAUCAAACUUUGACAAUGUAUUCCAAAAAUGUGAUUUUAUAGAAAUCACGUUUUCACCCUUUCGGGACACCCUAUACAUCCGCCGAACUCGACUACAAAUAUUUAUUUGCUUUGCACUAAAGCUUUACUAGUUUCUGAAAAUAACUAACAAACGCGAUCUUAUUUUCAAUAGUGAAAAGUAUUUUGGCAAACAUUCCCGUGACAUAACUUUGGAUUUUCGCUAAAUCUUGGCUAUUAGUAGAUACAAAUGUUGAUAUACAGGGUGGUUAUUUAGAUGUAUUUAUUUAUUGGGUUUUUCAUCGUAAGAAAUUAAAUUUACAGUUGGUAACUUGUAUACGCAUGUAUCUACGAGGUUAGAAAAUUUAUUAACCUAAAAGGAAAUAAAAAAUAUAUAUUAAGUAAACGUAUGUUGAAUUAAGGAUUUUUCGACUGCACUUUGACCAUAGUAUUCAACACGUUGAAAUUUAAACUUUUUAUUUUUUCUUGACUAUACAAAGAAUAAUUUGUAAUAUUUUAGCCUUAAACAUAGAAAUUGAACGUCCUGAUUAGCCAAUAAAUUGUUAGCAAUAUUUCCAAUAUCAAAUGUAAUGAAAAGAAAUGUAUGUAUGUAUGUGUUAUAGACUGAGCAAACUAUUAUGUGUAAUAUGCUUAUGCAAACUUUCCUAUAUCAAGAUAAUGGACACGUUAAAGUCAAAAUUAAUUCAGAUCUACCUAGGGCGAUAUUUUUGCCUGACUUUUAAGUGUCUAAAUAUAAUUUUUGUGAUAUUGUUUAAAACGAAUCUGAAUUUUUAUAUAAUUAAACCCUUAUACAUUGUAUUAUGAUUUUAUAAAUAGUAUUAACCAAGGCUUUAGUCUACUUUUAUAACUUUAUUUCCAAAUUAUUUCAAUACAAUAAAAUAUUAAACAAG